GUGUUCACAUCCAUGGAGCCCUUUUUAAUCUGCCUGCUCUAUGUCCUUGGCUGACAACUGCAACAACAUGGGUCAUUGGUCACAACACAAGCUCCAUUUCUUGGCCUUUCUCAUUCUUGCUUCUGCCAUUGAUGAAGCUCUUGGAGAUGCUAUGGUCAGUGGCUCUGUCUUCUGUGACCAAUGCAAGGAUGGCCAAUUAUCUCUCUUCGACUAUCCCAUUUCUGGAAUCAAAGUCACAAUGACCUGCGAAGAUAGUAAUGGCCAAAUCACAACGUCAAGAGAAGAGACCACAGACUGGUUUGGAAAAUAUGCAAUGAGGUUCGAUGGUGCCCCAGAUUUGAGCAACUGUUAUGCUCAGGUUUCAAGCAAUGGUCAGGGUUCAAAUGGGUGUGGUGCAGUAGCUGGUCCUGCACAAAAGCUCAGUCUAAUGUUCAGGAUGUUUGAUAUGGAAAUUUACAAUGUGGAUUCUUUGCUUUCUCAGCCUGCUCAGCCUAUGUCAUUUUGUCCAAGGUCCAAAAAACCAGUGCCGGCACCUGUAAAUCCUGUAAGGCCUCCGGUGCCUGUAUCACCUGUGACGCCGCCGCCUCCACAUUUCAAGCUCCCUCCGAUGCCUAGAUUGCCUCCACUUCCUCCUAUGCCACCAGUGCCUUUCUUGGAACCAUCAGCUUGUGCACACCAGAAUUGGACAAAGCCAGAGUACAAAUGCUAUUGGAGGGCACUGAAUCCAGAGACGAAGGUAGGAGUUGUGUUUGGGUUGGUUGCAGCAAGAAGAUAUGGAGCUGAUAUGACAUUAUGGCAAGCUCUACAAGGCAGAGGAGAUCCUUACAGGACUCUUCUGAGGGAAGCCACAACUGCACUCCUCAAUUCUUACAAUAGUCUUCAAUUCUCUUACAAUUCAAUAAGUGUUGUUACACAAAUGAACUUGUCCUUGAUGGGCUCCCAAAGGAGUGUUCUCCUCACUGCUCUUAGGUUUAUGAGAGCCAAUUCUGGCUAUGGCCAUACUACUUGCAAAUUCACCCCAUGCAAGUAACUUAAUUAUAUUUUAUCAUAUCACCAUGCCAUUUAUGUCUCCAUUGGAUAUGAAUUUUAUUAUCUCUAUAUAUAGACUACAGAUUUAGUA
Manihot esculenta (cassava) is the source of this 1120-nucleotide messenger RNA. RefSeq lists its product as uncharacterized. Bases 41 to 1030 code for a protein of 329 amino acids. The transcript is spliced from 3 exons. The record is from RefSeq and is a predicted model, not a curated record. NCBI's taxonomy places the organism in Eukaryota, Viridiplantae, Streptophyta, Magnoliopsida, Malpighiales, Euphorbiaceae.